AAUCGCAGCUAACUUUGCUUUGCAUCUCAUUUCACUGUCAAAACGAACAAAAUUGUAUUACUGAAAUUCAAGUCUCCAGUGUAAGUCCUAUUUGUUAGUAACCUGGAACCAUGGCUAGCUUGUACAACGAACUGAAGGCCGAAUGGAGCAAACACGCACCGAAUCUGACCCACUGCGCCCGUUUACUGGACGGAUUCAAGCUGGAACUGGUAAAAUCCGACUUUGGAACACCCCACCCGGCGUCGAGUUCCAAGCAAAAGGAUCAGUUGAUGCGGUCCCGGGAAAUGCUGGAGAUUGCUGUUGAGCACAGCAUCACGAUCAAGGACUAUGCAGCUUUCGAGCGGUACAUGUCGCAGUUGAAUACCUACUACUACGACUACGACAAGUUCCUGGACUCUUCGAAGCACAUGCACAAGUUCAUGGGAUUGAAUUUGCUCUACAUGCUGGCCACGAAUCGCAUUGCCGACUUUCACAUUGAACUGGAGCGGUUGCCGUCGGCUCUUCUGCUGCACAAUGCUUUCAUUAUGCCCGUCUUGGCCCUGGAGAACUACUACAUGGAGGGCAGAUACAACAAGAUACUGCAGGCCAAGAAGUCCCUGCCGUCGGAGAUAUACACCAACUUCAUGGACAUCCUGGUGAAUACGGCACGUGAGGAGAUCGCUUCCUGCAUGGAGAAGUCAUACCUGAAGAUAGAUCCCAAGCAGGCGGCUCUACGCUUGGGUCUUCGUCCAACUAGCAAGGAGUUCACCGAUCUGGUCAAGAAACGCCAUUGGGCCUUGGAUGACGAGGGGAACUACGACUACGCCGGACUCCACACCAAGCCGGUGGAAAAUGUCUCAGCCCGGGAUAUAGCCACUCAAAAUCUAACCUACGCCCAUGAGCUGGAGAAAAUUGUUUAACAUACAUAUCCAUAUUUGUUUCGAGUUCGAUUGUUGGCCUUUAAUCCACUCAUCCAGAAAAUAAUGUUCGGAACUUAUGCAUUGCAUCUAGCCAUCAAAAAAUAUCGAACCGGAAAUUUGUCAGAUUAAAUUUUUCACACUUUUCAACAUUUA
This is a messenger RNA of Drosophila bipectinata, 1052 nucleotides long. It is a transcript of the gene Rpn12R, whose product is annotated as Regulatory particle non-ATPase 12-related. Gene Ontology annotation, cellular component: nucleus; cytosol; proteasome regulatory particle, lid subcomplex. Gene Ontology annotation, biological process: proteasome-mediated ubiquitin-dependent protein catabolic process. Lineage: Eukaryota; Metazoa; Arthropoda; Insecta; Diptera; Drosophilidae. The record is from RefSeq and is a predicted model, not a curated record.